AUGUUGUGUGGGACAUUUCGAAUCUUAAAAUCGUUUCCAUCGUCAUUACUCUCUGCACGACAACGAACACAUUCACUUGGUCGACGUUUACGACGGAAAGCGAAAAUUCCUGCAAAUAUUCCUGCAAAUGCACUUUCAGUUUCGAAAAUUAAUGAAUUGAUCCGGAAACGAUUGGAAACUUCCUUGUAUGAGAAUCAGGCAUCAACUUCGGAAAUGGAUUUGGCUUCAUUAUCAGCUGACAGAUAUUUAGAAAUAAACGCCAGUAAAUAUACUUCGCUUAUUGCAUCUCGGCAAGCUAUGAAAAAGACUGAUAAUUCUGAAAAGAAAGAUUUAACUGCUGAGCAUGGUUAUGUACAUGAUGUGAACUUCCUGUUAGCUGGUUCUUUUCUGUUGAAAGCUGAUUCGACUGUUUCAAAAAAUUUUGCGGAAAAUCCAUCAGCGUUUUCGAAGAUUCCUGAUUCUGAUCGUGGGUUUUACAUUUACGGAGAUAGCUUUGUGGAUGAAUUUGUUGUUGGUUCAGCGACAGAUAUACCUGGUGGUGAAUUGGAAAACAUUGAUCAUGAAGUUCUAGUUCGUUAUGGUGCCGAAGAUGCUGUUGAAGAAAUUGAUUUUCAACUUCCAGGACAAAGCAGCAAUCCAAAGGAUAAUAUACUGGAAGACGAGAAUGAUGAAUUUUUGGAAAAUUACGGUACAGUUGAUCCAACAAUACCCUCAUCAAAUAAACCUUGUAGCGCUUGUGGUGCGAAGUUCCACUGUCGAGAUGCUUCUUUGCCAGGUUUUGUGCCUGCAGAAAUCUUUUUAAAAUUGGAAGACUACAAUGAUCAAUUGUGUCGCAGAUGUUACAUGCUCAAAAGGCAUAAUUUUUUGCUGAAUGUUAAUGUUUGUGAAGUGGAUUAUCAUUCAAUGAUGAAACAUUUAAAACUGAAGCAAGAAGCUUUAAUAAUACUUGUUGUUGAUAUGUGUGAUUUGCCAGGUUCCAUUUAUUCUGAACUACCAAAAAUAAUUGGUUAUCAGAAACCUAUGAUUGUUGUUGGAAAUAAGGUUGACUUAUUACCACCUGAUGCACACCGUGGUUUUUUGCGUCACUUUCGACAAGUUCUGCAUGGUUUAUUAAAGGAGACAGGAUUUGUUGAUAAUUUCAACAUUCUACACAUGUCACUUAUUAGCGCGAAAACAGGAUACGGUGUGGAAGAUCUCAUUACUAAUAUAUUCUUAAGAUUUUCAACUCGAGACACUUUGCGGAAUGAUAUGUAUUUAGUUGGAUGUACUAAUGCAGGAAAAUCGACGCUUUUCAACGCAUUAUUGCAAUCUGAUUUAUGCAAAGUACGUGCUGUAGAUCUCGUAGAACGUGCAGCUACAACUCCCUGGCCCGGUACCACUAUUUCACUAUUAAAAUUUCCGGUAAUGAAUCCUUCACCACAUAAACUAGAAAUCAGACGACGACGAUUGUUAAUGAAUCAAGCUUGGCAGAAGAAGGAGAAUCGUGCGCGAUAUAAUCUUUAUAAGCAGUCAGGUGAUAUAAAAUAUGCAAUGUUGCAGUCUGCCAUUGGAAAUUCAUUCAAGGAUCGUGAAGAAGAGUUACAACCACCAGCUUUUCAUACCAUACUUACCGAUUCUGAACCAACGGACAAACCAAAACGACCCUUUGAUCCGAAUUCAUUUGUUUUUGCAAAAGGAAAGUGGUGCUUUGAUACUCCUGGAACCGUUAAUUCAAAUCAAAUUCUGAAUUUGUUCACUUUGGACGAGCUAAUUACUAUCUUACCCCGAACAUUGAUUUUACCGCGAACAUUUAUUAUGCAUUCAGAGGAAUCCCUUCUCAUUGCUGGCGUUGCGCAGAUUGAUGUGAUCAGUUUGCCAGUGAAAUCUACUUCGGAAAAAGAUUAUCCAGAAAGACGACCUUCUAUUCUGAUGACAGUGUUUGCCAGUGAGCAGUUGCCAGUUUUCAUACGAAAAACAUCAGAAAGCAGUGCUUUUCGUGAAAAAUAUUUGGGUAGCUCACUUCUUGUUGUUCCUGCUGGUAAUGCCGAAAGAAUAGCGCGAUUUCCGGAUCUUAAGAGCAGUGAAAUGGUUUUGGAAAGUUCUGGAUCGUGGAAAGGUUGCGGUGAUGUGGUACUUUCUUCUUUGGGCUGGGUAUGCGUAACAUCUCGACGUGGAGAAGUUCGUUUACAAGCCUAUACACCAGAAGGACGUGGUUUGUUUUUACGAACACCAGCUCUUCUCCCAUACUGUGCACAGCUUCGUGGUUCACGUAUAGGUGGUACGGCUGCAUAUAAAGUAAAACGACCUGUACUGCCUGAUCCAGAUGCGUCACGGAAACAAAGAAAACGAAAAACUUCUAGUAAAAGACGUGCUAAGUCCUGA
This is a messenger RNA of Brugia malayi, 2361 nucleotides long. RefSeq names its product PXA domain containing protein. The transcript has 16 exons. The record is from RefSeq and is a predicted model, not a curated record. Gene Ontology annotation, molecular function: GTP binding. Bases 1 to 2361 code for a protein of 786 amino acids. Lineage: Eukaryota; Metazoa; Nematoda; Chromadorea; Rhabditida; Onchocercidae.